AUGACAUCGAAAUUUUAUAAGCGUUUUCUUCGAUUGGCUUCACGUUGGCCACAACAUCCCGAAACUUUGCAACCAGCCAAUCGAGAUGCAUCGGUAUUCCUGAGGAAUGAAAUAGAACGGAUAUUUCGAAAGGAACAGAAUAUAUUCCAGAAUGAACUUUGCGAGAAACGGUUUGAAAGUUUGGAACAGCUUGUUUCAAAUAGCCAUUUGCGCAAUUUUCCCUGCAAUUACAAAGCAGGUGCUCUGGCUUUAUCGCUUAAACAGUUAAGGAAAAUGAAUUCACCAGAAGGACGUUUCAUGUUAGGCCUGGAAUUAAAACCACCUGGAACAAACCUAACCAAUGGAGGGAUCUUUUCCAGGCUUUUUAAUAAAAUAAAAUUAGCGGUAUAUCGCAAAGAACUUUUAAAGAGAUCGCAGGCCGAAUUCUCAGAUAUCGAGUCAGAUAUUUCAACAUUACCGAAAUCUAAGAAAGAUUUGUUACUCAACCAUUUACUAAUUUCAUUCAUUUGGAAUGAUGUUGACGAAAUAGAGAUAUUGCAGAUAAUCACUAUGACAUCAAAUACGGAAGUUUUGAAAUGGCAGCAUUUUUUUGUUGCUGCUGGUAUACCAAAUAUGGUUGCAUUGAAGUAUUCAAAAUCUUUCGUUGCGCAGCGAAUGCAAUUCACAAUGUUAGAUGUUCUGGAUAAAUCGGUGCUUAUUGAGCUCGGUAUUGUAACGGUUGGUGAUCAGAUUGCCAUUCUGCAACAUAUCCGGAAGUUGAAGUCAUCUCGGGAUGAAAGAAUGGACUACAGUCCAUCAGCAAUGGAAUCGAACAGUGUAGCCGCCGUAAAAGAAAAGAAACCGACAUCAGCAGCACCAGACCGUGAUGACAUUUAUCAUGUACAUCUACCAAGCGGUACGACACCGAAGACGCGAGCAAUUCUUCAAAAACAUAGUAUUCUAAAAUCUGCAGGUUUGUUGAAACGUGGUUCCACUGGAAUACGACAAUCAGGAAAGGAUAUUCUUCUAUUAGCAAAGCAGAAUACAGCGGAUAGUAAAUACAGUACUACCAAUAUGACAACAUCGUCAGAGGUGUCUUCUACGACGGAUGAAUUUUAUGAUCGUUUGGGUAUUAAAGGUCUUGUGUCCGAUCAUUUGGGUGCACGGAAACAUCCUGUUGGGAAUACUAGAGCGAAUACUUCAUCAUCAAUAAACUUAUUUGAACGUGCCAUCAACGAAAGUGCAUCGAAUCGUGUUGCGGAGCCAAUAUUCAGAGUUAGAAUUAGCGAAAUGGAGGGAUGGAAGCCUCGCGACAGAAUAAAUGGUCCAAUUCGAUCAAAAUUCACUAGCGCAAUAAGAAAACGAAGGAUUCAAAGCACUGCAUCCGUAAAGAAUACUGCACGCUCGAUUGCUAUUUCGAGACAGAUUGUUGGUCGGAUGAGACCAUCCGUCUUUCACCGCUUGGGUUGA
Messenger RNA from Acanthocheilonema viteae, 1449 nucleotides. Lineage: Eukaryota; Metazoa; Nematoda; Chromadorea; Rhabditida; Onchocercidae. The record is from the annotation of a GenBank genome assembly.